Linum trigynum is the source of this 1613-nucleotide messenger RNA. Lineage: Eukaryota; Viridiplantae; Streptophyta; Magnoliopsida; Malpighiales; Linaceae. The record is from the annotation of a GenBank genome assembly.
ACCCAUAGUUACAUCCACCAAAAACAACAAUGGCUGCUUCCUCCCUUCACCACCGCUUCCUUCAUGCCUCUUCCGUCCUUCUUCUCCUCCUCCUCCUUUCCCUCUCCCCGCAACCAUCCCUCGCCCAGCAACCAUCCUUCCGCCCGAAAUCCCUAAUCCUCUCCGUCACCAAAGACACCGCCACCCGCCAAUACACCACCACCCUCCUCCACCGCACCCCGCCCGUCCCUCUCACCCUCCUCCUCCACCUCGGCGGCGACUCCCUCUGGGUCAACUGCGACCAGCCCUACCUCUCCUCCACCUACCGCCCCGCCCGUUGCGGCUCCGCCCUCUGCUCCCUCGCCGCCUCCACCGCCUGCGGGGACUGCUUCUCCACCCCACGCCCCACCCCCGGCUGCAACAACAACACCUGUGGGAUCUUCCCUUACAACCCCAUCACCUCCACCUCCACAUCCGGCGAGCUCGCCACCGACGUCAUCUCCCUCAACUCCACCGACGGCUCCAACCCGGGUCGCUCCGUCUCCGUGCCCCGCUUCCUCUUCGCAUGCGCCCCCGGCUUCUUGACCCGCGGCCUGGCCCCACCAUCUGCCGGCGUGGCAGGACUCGGCAGGACGAGGAUCGCGCUGCCAUCCCAGUUCGCCGCGGCCUUCAGCUUCCCGAGGAAGUUUGCCGUCUGCUUGGGGUCCUCAAACGGCGUCGUCUUCUUCGGGAACGGGCCGUACAACUUUCUCCCCAACGUCCAGUACACAUCCCAAUCGCUAACCUACACACGCCUGCUGAUCAACCCGGUGAGCACGGCCGGCGCUUCCACCGCCGGGGAGCCGUCCUCCGAGUACUUCAUCCCCGUGACGGGGAUCAACGUCGGCGGGAAGCCCGUCCCGAACCUGAACUCCACGCUGCUCUCCAUCGACGCCGCGACGGGGAGGGGAGGGACGAAGAUCAGCACGGUGGACCCCUACACGGUGCUGGAGUCGUCGAUCUACGCGGCGGUGGCGAACGCCUUCGUGGCGGCGGUGGGGAACGUGACGAGGGCGAAGGCGGUGGCGCCGUUCGGGUUCUGCUUCAGGACGCAGGGCCUGACGGUGACGCGGCUGGGGUACGGGGUGCCGACGGUGGAGCUGGUGAUGGAGAACGGGAGGGUCGGGUUGAGCAUGUUUGGCGCUAACACGAUGGUUCAGGUGAGCGAUGACGUGGCGUGCCUGGGUUUUGUGGACGGCGGGUCGAGCCCGAGGACGGCGAUCGUGGUGGGCGGGUACCAGCUGGAGAACAAUCUUGUGGAGUUCGAUCUGGCGGGUUCGAGGGUCGGGUUCAGCGGGUUGCUGUUUGGGAGGCAGACCACGUGUGCAAAUUUCAAUUUUACUACUGCUGCCUAAAUGUUGGUUUGAUUGAUUAGUUGUGGUUGUGGACGAGUUAAUAAUGCGUUUAAAAUUAAGCACCGCUUUUGUUGAAAAGACGCAAUAAAUAAGGAAGGGUGGCCGCGUAUGUACGUAGGUGGGCCAUUUUGGUGCUCGUUUCGUUGUCAUGUGAAAGGCCAUGCAUGAAGUGAUGGGUUCGUUUGUCUUAUUUGCAUGUGUAAUUAUAUAAUAAAAAUGUAAUAAAUAAUAAAGUUUACC